Messenger RNA from Amphimedon queenslandica, 2670 nucleotides. RefSeq names its product 85/88 kDa calcium-independent phospholipase A2-like. The record is from RefSeq and is a predicted model, not a curated record. Gene Ontology annotation, molecular function: long-chain fatty acyl-CoA hydrolase activity; protein binding. Gene Ontology annotation, biological process: positive regulation of ceramide biosynthetic process; lipid metabolic process. Gene Ontology annotation, cellular component: mitochondrion. NCBI's taxonomy places the organism in Eukaryota, Metazoa, Porifera, Demospongiae, Haplosclerida, Niphatidae. Bases 86 to 2587 code for a protein of 833 amino acids. The transcript has 2 exons.
UGAGCCACGCCCAAAACAACUCAAAUUAAGCGCAGCAAGCAAAGCUGCGAAAAGCUGGAUAACUGUCCAUUCUACUAUUGCAGUAAUGCCUUACAAAGUCAAAAGCUACGGGGUUUUUAGUCCUCACUACGCCAAACUUUGCGGAGAUUUUGGUCGUGGCUUAAAAGUCAUCCACAGGCGAGUAAUAACAGAGAGGGAAGUGGACCUGAGCGAGGAUCUUCCUGACAGCCUAGACGGCCUCCCUGCUGAGCCUCAAGGACCUGAUCCAGUCAUUGAAAGCAGCUAUGAAUCAUGCACCACCUUUCUGCUCUUAGCAUGGAAGCAGACGAAAUCCAGCAACUCUGCCAGACGAUAUUACGUCCUUUUGGAGUUUCAGAACAAUGAUCUAGCCUCAGAAGGAGAUGUGCUGAUAUACAAGGUGUAUUCCUCAAAGCACAAGCAAGGGGCAGAGCAAGCACUGCAAGAGGUAAAGUCUUCCUUAGAGCCACUCUCAAUGAUACCUCUAUCAGAGGAACUGAUAAAGAAUGUUUUACUCCCUCAGCCGAUGAAUACGCUUCAACUCCAAGAAUUACUGAGCGAGUACAUUACAAAGAAAGUCCCCAAAAAUCCAAAAGACUGGAGAAACCUUUUAGACAGUAACAAGGAAUUGCUCAAUCAGCAUGCAAUGGAUCCCGAUGCAGUGAGUGUCCUAGAUUCUCCUCUUAAUGGCCAUCAGUUGAUUGUUGGUGAUUCAGUGACUGGUACUACAGUUGUUCAUCUUGCAGUAAAGCAAGGCCAUAAAUAUCUCAGAGAGACACUGGAGGCACUUCAAUCCCAGCUCCCUCGGCAAGCAUGCACUGAUCUCAUUAAUCGUUCCAAUAAGGACGGGUUUUCGACAAUCGUAAAACCAAGACGUCGCUCAGUUGCAGUCCUGGUAUCGGUAAAAUCUUUCUCGAUUGAGGAACAACAAGACGGGAAGGAGUCUGAGGCUGAAGUGGAGGAUACCACAGAAACUGUUAUCAAGACUCGGAAAUCCAGCAAAGUGUACUCGUUUGAGUUGGGGGCAGUUACUCCACUAAUGCUAGCAGCUAGACAGAAUAGUGUCAGAUGUGUCCAUUAUCUCCUCAUUGCUGGUGCUAAUCCAAACUGUCAAGAUUCCAAUAAAGGAAUGAGUGCAUUACACAUUGGAGCUAUACUCUGUAGUGUGUCAAUUGUAAAGCUACUCCUCUGCUUUGAGGCAGAUCUCACGCUAACUGAUGCUGACGGCAGGACACCAUUGGAUAUUGUUAGUAACAGGCAGGGAAAAGAAGCAAAGGAUUGCAUGGAAGCGAUGCAGAGAGUACAAGAAUUACGUGCAAUGCUCCCUUCAACAGGGUUAUUUGUAGUAACAAUUGGAGAUGUAGAAGAGCAUGUUGAAACACCUAAUGAAAGCAGUGAAGCUCUUGAUGCUAUUUCUGGCAAUAAACUUCCUGAUGAUAAUAUCGUGCUAUCAGCCACAGUUCACUUAGAGCCACAAGAUAGUAGCUCUACUAAUGAAAACACAGGAAAAGAUCAAAAAGGAAGCAAAGAGUUUGUACCAGACUCUGAGAAUGAUGCUGAAAGUGAAGAAGAAGAAGUGAAGUCAAAGCCAAGAACUAGCAAGGAUGACUUUGUCACUUUGCUAUCAUUUGAUGGCGGUGGAACUCGUGGCUCCUUAAGUGCCUUUAUGCUUUAUCAAAUUGAGCAGAAAAUGAGACAGAUUUCUGGUGAUCAUGACCUACAAAUAAGCCAAUACUUUAACUGGUAUGCUGGAACAAGCAUUGGAUCAUUUCUAGCACUUGGAAUGAGUCACAGGAAUUUCACAACCAGCUCUCUAAUGGCUGCUAUCGUGAACUAUAGAGAUGAAAUAUUUGCAGGGCGAAGGAUAUACUCUAGUGCUCCAAUUGUAGAGUAUGGACAGCGAAUACUAGGUGAGGCUGACAUUAAGAGUAUCAGUGACCCUCGGGUCCUCAUAACAACGGUAAAAGCUGAUCGUGAUCCACCUUCACUCUAUUUCAUCACAAACUAUCGAGAAAAGGCUCAAGAAAACAAGAGAGACUGGAAGGUAUGGGAGGCAGCAAGAGCAUCAACAGCCGCUCCGUUAUACUUUCAUGCAUUCGAAGACACAUAUGUUGAUGGAUCCAUACUUGCUAUAGUACCGACAAUACACGCAAUGACUGAUAUACAAACAUACGAUAAAGAUAGACGUUUAAAACUAGUCCUCUCUCUUGGGACUGGUGAAAUUAAAACCGACACCCAGCUGAGCUAUCUCAAGGUCCCAAAGCCGCCAAAUUUCUUUGCAACAAUGAAAUCGAACUAUGAUGGAGUCAUAGCAUUGAUAAUGGCUGCUGUCACCUCAACAGACCCGACUAUUAAUAAUUGUAGGGCUUGGUGUGAAAUGGGAUCAAUAGACUUUCAUCGUCUCUCUCCUUCAUUAAGUACGAGUAUACGUAUUGAUGCUAAGUCAGAUCCAGAGUUUGUAAUCAUGUUCUAUGAAACGUAUAUUUAUUGCCUGGAGAAUGGAGCCGAGAUUGAGAGAGUAGCAAAGAGUUUAUUGGAGUUAGGGCCACGAUAUCACCAGCAACAAUAAUGUCAAGUAAAAAAUAUUGAUUAUUUAUUCCUUUUUAUUUCAUUUAUUUAUUAACAGCAAUUAAAAAAACAAAAAGCAAAAUU